Molecule: messenger RNA, 609 nt
Organism: Cavenderia fasciculata
Lineage: Eukaryota; Evosea; Eumycetozoa; Acytosteliales; Cavenderiaceae
Exons: 2
Coding region: 1-609 (202 amino acids)
Source: RefSeq, a predicted model, not a curated record
AUGGUUAUACAACCAAGUACUUCACACAAAAAAGCAGUAGUAGCUAUCGACUUUGGAACUAGUUGUAGUGGCUAUGCAUCUGCAUUUAUUACAAAUAAUGAUAAUGUAGAUAUCUAUGCACACGAUUCAUGGCCUGGAGGAGGUUCAAUCAACACAAAGACUGUGACUGUGAUCUCACUCGAUCGACAAGGUAGACUCGCUAAAUUUGGGUAUGAUGCUCGUGAAGAUUACGAUAAUGCUAUCUUUUCAAACUUCAAGAUGGUGCUCUUUGACUCGGUGUCAAGAGAAAAUACAAUGGUCAAAGCUGACAAUUGUGAUCAGACUGCAUCAGUAGAAUCUCUCAUCACAGAGACACUCAAGUUCUUUAAACAAACAAGUUUGGAGAGACUAAACAAUGGAAGUUUUAACAAGUUAAAUCAAAGAGAUGUACAAUGGGUCAUUACAGUACCUGCAAUUUGGGAUGACGCUGCAAAACAAAUAAUGCGUCAGUGUGCUACCAAUGCUGGUUUAUGUACAUUUGCUGAUGAUAAAGAAUCACUGUUACUUGCAUAUGAACCAGAGAGUGGAGCAAUGGAUUGUAUCUUUGAAAAAACAAAUUCACAAUAUUAA